AUGUCACGUUUCCUGCGUACAGCGGGCGACGAGUCGGAGGAAGAGUCUUCUGAGGAGGAAGAAGAAAUGUCAGAAGAAGAUGAGGAGGAAGACGACGAAGCUGCUCAGACGAAGAAAGUGCCCGGAAGUAGGUUCCUGAAGGGUGCUGAGAGCGAGUCCGAGAGUGAGGAGGAAGAGAAGAAGAUCGUCAAAAGCGCCAAGGAUAAGCGCGUAGAGGAGAUCGAAGGAUGCGCCAAGAGCAUGGACAACGCGCUCAAGAUCAACGACUGGGUGAAGAUUCAGGAUGAGUUUGACAAGCUCCUUCGUCUUGUGCAACGGCAAGCGCUCGUGAACGAGGCCACCCCACCGCUCUACAUUAAGACGCUCGUCGACCUGGAUAGCUCUAUGAACGCUGCUCUUGCCAAGGAGAAGACCGCCUCCAAAAAAAUGCAGGCCAAUAACGCUCGUGCCCUAAACGCAAUGCGGAGCAAGCUGCGCAAAACACUGAAGGAAAACGAGGAGCAGAUCAAGGUGUACACGGAGGAUCCCGAGGCUUUCGAGCGUGCAUACCAAGCGCAACAAGCGCCGCCCGAACCUGUCGCUGCACCCGCAAAAGCACGUAAAGUGCGUGUUGAGUUGGACGAGGUGGAAGCUGGUGCUGCUGGGGGCGAUGACUUCACCACCGUUGGCAAGGGCGGGAAGGCGCUCUCCUUCACGGCAGACCAGGUGCUGAAGACCCUCGCCUCCGUCGCUGAGGCGCGAGGCAAGAAAAAUACCGACCGGGCAGAACAGUCGCGCAUCCUUGACAAAUUGGCGGAGGUGGCGGGCACGACCUACCAACAAAUACGGGUUUUCCUUGCACUCGUUAGCUCCAGGUUCGACUACAACCCCAUGGCGUCCUAUAUGCCACUUGAUGCGUGGGCGAGCGCAAAGACGGAGAUCGACAACCUUGUCAAGAUCCUCAUGCGUGACGCUCAAUAUGCAGUGGUGGAAGACCUCACUCUCGAGUACAACGACCUGGACGACCGGUCCCCACAGAAGGAGGACGGCCUCGUUCGCAUCAGGGGCAGCAUCAUCAGUUUUGUCGAUCGGCUAGACGACGAGUUCACCCGCAGCUUGCAGAAUAUCGAUCCGCAUGGACAAGAGUAUGUGGAGCGGCUGAAGGAUGAGCGGGGUUUGUAUGAGACUAUCUGCCGCGCGCAGAUGUACUUUGAGCAGAAGCAGGUGGGUGAGAACGCGGCUCGGAUCGCUUAUCGGAGAUUGGAUCACAUUUAUUCCAAGCCGGACAUCCUGAUUCAGGCGCUUGAACAAGACGUUGCUACCGCCAUGCCCGACUUCCCCCGCUCUUCGAGCUCUUUGACUUCCGCCGGCUCCAGUGCCGCACUGAUCGAUUCCUUGUGCAAACAGCUAUACAAGUCUGGUCAACCCCUGCUCCGCACACGCGCAAUCCUUUCCCAUAUCUACCACCAUGCUCUUGCCAACAACUUCGAGACAGCACGGGAUAUGAUGCUCAUGUCCCACUUGCAGGACAGCAUCCACGCCACCGACGCCGGCACGCAGAUCGUAUACAACCGUGUUGUCGUUCAACUCGGCUUGGCUGCGUUCCGGCAAGGUCUAGUGCGCGAGGCGCAUUCUAUCCUGCAAGAAAUCUUCUCCACACAGCGCGUCAAGGAGCUCCUUGCCCAAGGUCUCCACCAACAGCGGUACGGUGUCGUGCUCACUCCCGAACAGGAGAAGGCAGAUCGUGCUCGUCAAUUGCCUUUCCACAUGCAUAUCAACUUGGAGCUACUCGAAGCCGCGUUCCUUGUCUCCUGUAUGCUGGUCGAGGUCCCUACGCUUGCAAGUCUCGAUACGGAAGAGCAGAGGCGAAAGGCCGUCAGCAAGCCCUUCCGCCGCUUGCUUGACUACGCAGAUCGGCAGGUGUUCAUGGGCCCACCCGAGCACACACGAGACCAUAUCAUGCAGGCGAGCCGUGCGCUUCAGGACGGCGAGUGGGAGAAAUGCCGCGAUCUGAUCCAAGGGAUGAAGGUCUGGAGCCUCAUGGGUAACGAGAAGCAAGUCAAGGAGAUGCUAGCCCAACGUAUUCAGGAAGAGGGCGUGCGUACAUACCUCUUCACCUUUGCGCCGUACUAUACCACCGUCUCCCUCGAACUCCUGUCCAAGACUUUCUCCCUCCCCGUCCGCUCUGUCACGUCCAUCGUCAGCAAGAUGAUCUGGAACGAGGAGCUGGCUGCGUCCCUCGAUCAGGAGACGGGCGUCGUCGUAUUCACUCGUACUGAGCUUACACGGGUGCAACAACUUGCACAGGCCUUGUCAGAGCGUGUCGCAAACCUCGUUGAUGCAAACGAGAAGGCACUGGACCUGAAGCUGGGCGGUGGCAUAGAAGGCCGUGGCACGGGCGAGGCAGGAAAGACUGGAGAGCGGAAAGAGGGUGGCACCGCCGGUACUGGAGAGCGGAGAUUUGACCGCACACGUACUCAACGAGCGGGUGCUACUCGCGGGACUGGGUUCAGGGGAGAGCGAUUCUCUCAAGGACUGGGAAAUCGGGUGGGUGGUGCACAGAAUGCGGGUGCCAGAACGAGGGUUGCUGCAUAG
Messenger RNA from Dacryopinax primogenitus, 2574 nucleotides. RefSeq names its product eukaryotic translation initiation factor 3 subunit 8. The coding region runs from base 1 to 2574 and encodes 857 amino acids. Gene Ontology annotation, cellular component: eukaryotic translation initiation factor 3 complex. The record is from RefSeq and is a predicted model, not a curated record. The transcript is spliced from 3 exons. NCBI's taxonomy places the organism in Eukaryota, Fungi, Basidiomycota, Dacrymycetes, Dacrymycetales, Dacrymycetaceae. Gene Ontology annotation, biological process: translational initiation. Gene Ontology annotation, molecular function: translation initiation factor binding; RNA binding; translation initiation factor activity.